Molecule: messenger RNA, 1667 nt
Organism: Aspergillus saccharolyticus JOP 1030-1
Lineage: Eukaryota; Fungi; Ascomycota; Eurotiomycetes; Eurotiales; Aspergillaceae
Product: general substrate transporter
Exons: 8
Coding region: 78-1655 (525 amino acids)
Biological process (GO): carbohydrate transport; transmembrane transport
Cellular component (GO): membrane
Molecular function (GO): carbohydrate:proton symporter activity
Source: RefSeq, a predicted model, not a curated record
CCCGCAUUCCCCAGCUUAUAUCCCCGGACCAAGCAAGCUUAUUGCGGAGCAGCGUCUUGAUUCACUUCCCAGACAACAUGGCAUCCACAAACAAAGACGUCCGGCGAGGGCUGGAAGACACCGCCGUCGCCGGCAACAAGGAGGGCCCGUGGUGGCGCGACACCGGGCUGCGCAAGCUGAACCUGCUGCUGUUCUUCCUGAUGUUCAGCGAGUUCACCCAGGGCUACGAUGCCUCGCUGAUCAACAACGUGCAGCAGCUGGACGUCUGGCAGACGGGUGAGUCUCCCGCGCUGGACUUCCACCAUCCCCACGGCAGUCUCCUGGGCGCCAUGAGCGCCAUGUACUGGAUGGGCAACAUCGUCGGCGUCGUCUUCAUCUCGUUCAUCUCGGACCGUCUGGGCCGUCGCUACUGUCUCUUCUUCGGCGCGAUCCUGUGUCUGGCCGGCACAGGCAUGGCCACCGGCGCCUCCAGCAGCGGCCUCUUCCUCGCGGCGCGGCUGCUGCUGGGCAUGGGCGGCGUCGUCGUGGCCGCCGUCGGGCCCGUGUGGAUGGGCGAGUUGGCCUAUCCCGACCACCGCGCCACCGCCACCGCCAUGUCCAACACGACGUACAGCGCGGGCUCCAUCAUCGCCGCCUGGAUCACCUUCGGUUCCUUCCGCAUCGCCAAUGCAUGGGCAUGGCGCAUCCCGACGGUCUUCCAGGCCCUCCCCUCCGUCAUCCAGCUCAUCGGCGCCUUCAUCCUCCCCGAAUCCCCCCGCUGGCUCGUCAGCCGGGGUCAUGACGCCGCCGCCCUGGCCAUCCUCGCCAAGUACCACGGCAACGGCGACGCCAACGACGCCCUCGUGCAGCACGAGUUCCGCGAGAUGAAGGAGACCAUCGAGCUCGAGAUCGCCGCCAACAAGACCUCUUGGAAAGAGCUCUUCAACACCCGCGGCAACCGUUGGCGUUCCUUCAUCAUGAUCUGGUGUGGUAUAUGCAAACAAUGCUCCGGAAAUGGAUUAAUCUCCUACUAUCUAAGCAGCAUGCUCGCCGCAGCCGGCAUCACCCGCGAGAUCGACACCACCCUCAUCACCGCCACCUCGCAGAUGUUCAGCUUCGCCUGCUCGCUGGCCUUUGCCUUCCUCCCCGGCCGCCUCGGCCGUCGCCCCCUGCUCCUCUGGUCAAUGGGUUUGAUCUGGCUCGUCUUCGCGCUCAUCACCAUCUGCACUGGCGUGUUUGUCGAGACGGGCAGUACGAGCGCGAGUUAUGCGACCGUCGCGUUUAUUUAUCUGUAUAAUGCGGUGCAUAAUCUGGGUUGGACGGGGGCGAUGAUGUUAUAUGUGGUCGAGAUCCUCCCUUACUCCCUCCGCGCCAAAGGCAUCGCGCUCUUCUGGCUCGUCACUGGCGCCGCGGGCGCCUUCAACACCUACGUCAAUCCACUCGGCAUCGAUGCGUUUGCUUGGAAGUACUACUUCUUCUACGUCGGGUGGAUUGCCGUGGAGUUUGUCGUUGUUUGGUUCUUUUUCAUCGAGACCAAAGGACCGAGCUUGGAGCAGGUCGCCCUCCUGUUCGACGGCAAGGAUGCCCGGGUUAGUCACGUCAAUCCUGUCGCAGACGAGUUUCUGGAGAAACAGAAGGACGGGGCAGAAGCGAGGGAGAUUGAGCUGGUCAAAUAGUGGAUAAAUCUU